Messenger RNA from Priapulus caudatus, 336 nucleotides. The record is from the annotation of a RefSeq genome assembly. NCBI's taxonomy places the organism in Eukaryota, Metazoa, Priapulida, Priapulimorpha, Priapulimorphida, Priapulidae.
AUGAAGACUAUGACGUUUCUUUCAAAUUUUUUAAUAAAAACAGAACUAGAGUUAUUUUUUUUGUUAAGAAGAGCAAUAAGAGUGUUAGGAUUGCUUGUCUUUAGAAGAAACCGUAAACACCUUCUAGCUGUAUUAUUGAGAGUAGAGUUUAUUAUACUUUCCUUAUUUUGAUUUAUUAGUUUAAUAUUAAUAGAUUUUUUUUCUGUGGGUUUUAUCAGCUUAAUCUUUCUUACAUUUGUUGUUUGUGAGGCUAGUUUAGGAUUAGCUCUUUUAGUUUGUUUAAUUCGAUCCCAUGGGGUAGAUUUUUUUGAUACUAUAAAUAUUUUAAAAUGUUAA